GUGAGACUUGAGGGUACACAAGACAAAUCAGACUCCUGAAAGGGGUACAGUAGUCUGAAACCGUUGAGCGCCACGGCUUUAAUCACUCAACUAAAGCUUGGUCGGAAUUUUUCAGAUUUCAAAAUUUGGAUUUAAGAGUUUACUUGGCAUUUUGACCAGAAAAAUGGAAGGAUUUUUUUUAAGCCAUCAUUAGAACCGGCUGGAAAUUGGAAUUUCCAUUUUGUGAAAUUCUGCAUGAGGUUGACCCUUCAUUUUUGUUCCAAAUCAGAACCAAAUCCAAAAUCUUUUGCCAAAUCUCCCUUGAUGGAAAUUUUUGCAAACCUUCCAUUUUGCUUGAAACUCAGACCUCAGCCUCUUCCUCCACGUCCUCCUCCUAAAAAUUUGCCAAAAUCUGCACAAUUUCAGUUCCAAUGAAAGUGCAUCGCUCAACAGAAAAACAUUGCAUCAGAAAAGCUCGUCAUUAUCCCUUUUUUCUGGUUUUCAACCGAACAACUGGUGUCAGGAUCAUGGUUAGCACUAAAAGCCCUGCCGGAUAAAAUGUGUCAAAGUUCAACAGCAUUUUGAGUUUGAAUGAACGUAAGAUCAUAAGAACAAAGGUCCAUCUAGCCCAGUAUCCUGUCUUUCGGUCUUUCGACAGUGGCCAAUGCCAGGUGCUGCAGAGGGAAUGAACAGAACAGGUAUUCAUCAACUGAUCCAUCCCGUUGCCCAUUCCCGGCCUCUGGCUAACAGGCUAGGGACACCCUCCCUGCCCAUCCUGGCUAAUAGCCAUUGAUGGGCCUAUCCUCCAUGAACUUAUCUAGUUCUUUUUUUAACCCUGUUAUAGUCUUGGCCUUCACAACAUCCUCUGGCAAGGAGUUCCACAGGUUGACUGUACGUUGUGUGGAAAAAAUACUUCCUUUUGUUUGUUUUAAACCUGCUGCCUAUUAAUUUCAUGAAGAAAAAGGGGGGGGGGGAGAAAUUGAUCCAUUUCUGUCAUUUCCCACCCUGAGCGCUACUGAUGUACUUUGUUAUUGUUUAUUAUUGGUAUUAUCCUGGCUCCUUAGAGCCCUAGUCCUGGCCCAGAAUCCCUCUCUGCUAGGUGCUGUAUGGACACAGAACAAAAAGACAAGUCCCAAAGAACUGACAAUCUAAGCAGUGAAAUUGUUGUGAUCGACUGUUGAACAGCCAGGUACUAUUACUGGUCUCUCUCAUCCAUAGCACGUGCACGUCCCACGCCAGCUCUUCGUGAUUUCAUUGCCCUUGAUGAAACCCCAACAUUGGCAUCAGCAGGAUCUUUCGAUGACGAGACUGAGCCCACCCCUAGUUCUGUGGCCGGGACAGCUGAGUCUGAAGAGAUCAUCUGCGAACAGACCGUGCUUCUCUCCGCUGGGGCCGCAGCUGGGGCUGCCGCCGCAGAAGAGACCAGCCUGAGUGAGGAUCCCAGCAGCGACCCCUGGGGACAGGACAAAUGUGACUUGUGUCCCAGAGAGGAGGGGCCUCCGGAAGAAAUACAGCCUGAGACUGUUUGGGGCCCAGAUGGGAAGCAGGAGACGUACAGGGUUCACCUCCUGGGGCCAGGCUCCUUCCUUUGCUCUGAAACCGAGCUGGGGUUCGAGGUGAGGGCAGCUGUGACCAUCCAGUACGGAUACGACUCCUGGGAUCAGCAUCUGAGCACAUCUGAGAAGCAGCAGUGGAUGGUGGCCGGCCCUUUGCUCAACAUCCAAGUGGAACCAGCCAGGGCCGUGGCAGCCGUUCACCUCCCGCACUUCCUGUGCCUGGCGGGGGGAGAGGUCGAUGCCUCCCGGAUGCGAAUUGCCCAUUUCGUUGAAGGGGGGAUGACCCUGGAGGAGCCAACGGGGGUGAGGCCGUUCCACGCCGUGCUGCAGAACCCCAGCUUCUCCCCUCUGGGCGUGCUCUGGAGGAAGAUACAGUCUAAAUGCCAGGCAAAAGUCCACUCCCUGGCACUGCUCUACCGGGCGCUCAGGGCUGCGAACACAACCCUGCACCUCUACCUGAUCCCCAACGACCGUUCCCUGAGACAGGCCGUUAGUGACCAUGAGUCCAAAUGCCCCUCGGUGCGUGUGCACAAGCCUUCCAGGACCAAGCCCUUGAAAUUUGGCUCCUGUUGUGUGGUGUCCAGCUCAUCCCGGCUUGAGGUGAUACCCGAGGAGCUGGAGUUCUGUUAUCUGGGCCCCACGCUGGAGCAGCCGUACCUGGAGAUCUACACCCGGGACAUGCAGGAGGGGCUGCAGCUUAGCCUGUUGGAAAAGAUAGAAGGGGAACCAGUCUGGAAGGCCUUGGUGAGACCAGAAGACGUGAUGGUCUGUGUUUCAUCUGCCCAAAUGCAGACAGAAGAACAUUUCAUCGACCAGCACAGAGAACAGCUGAUCCAACGGGUGCGCCAGGUGGACGGCUUGCUGGAUAAACUGUACAACACCGUGCUGGACAACGAGCAGUACCAGAGCAUCCGAGCGGAGAGAACAGACCCGGAGAAAAUGCGGAAGCUCUUCGACCUGCUCCCGAGUUGGAACCGGGCCUGCAAGGACCAGCUCUACCAGGUGCUGGAGGCCAAGCAGAAAUUCCUCAUCCAGGAGCUUAAGGGGACAUAAGACUGGCUGCCCUGGCUCACAGCAGGGGCCCAUCUAACUCAGUAUCCUGUCUGUGACAGGGGCCAGUACCAGCUACUUCAGAGGAAGGUGCAAGACCCUCCUCCUUGACAAUUCUGGACUAAUCUGCCCAUGUUGGGUUAAACCCAGUGUCCCCAACUGGGUAAUCCAUUCUGCUUCCUUAAACUUUCCUGGCUCUGACACUUUGUACCUCAAAAGCAGCACCCUGGAACCCCUAUAUUCACCACAGUCAUGUAAUUAUUAUAAGUUUUGUACAAAGGAUGCCUUGUGAGGUAUCAUUUUUAAAGUCUUAAUCUGAAUCAUUAAUAGCCUGUUGGAUUGUGUGUGCUAUCAUUGUAUGGGAAGUUAUGAAGUACUGCUGUAUGUGUUACUGAAAUAUGUGGUGAGGUUGGGCACACCCACAACCAUCCUUUCACUUAUAACAAAUGACAGACCUGUGGGUGGCUAUCUUACAACAGAAAAACUUCAAAAACAGACUCCAACAAGAGACUGCUGAGCUGGAAUUGAUAUGCAAACUAGAUACAAUCAACUCUGGUUUGAAUAAGGACUGGGAAUGGCUGAGCCAUUACAAACAUUGACUCUAUCUCCCCUUGUAAGUAUUCUCACACUUCUUAUCAACCUGUCUGUACUGGGCUAUCUUGAUGAUCACUUCAAAGGUUUUUUUUUUUUUUUUUCUCCCUUCCUCUUACUUAAUUGGCCUCUGAGAGUUGGUAAGACAACUCCCACCUGUUCAUGCUCUCUCUCUGUGUGUAUAUAUAUCUCCUCAAUGUAUGUUCCACUCUAUAUGCAUCCGAAGAUGUGGGCUGUAGCCUACGAAAGCUUAUGCUCUAAUAAAUUUGUUAGUCUCUAAGGUG
Messenger RNA from Malaclemys terrapin pileata, 3460 nucleotides. RefSeq names its product NACHT, LRR and PYD domains-containing protein 1-like. NCBI's taxonomy places the organism in Eukaryota, Metazoa, Chordata, Testudines, Emydidae. The coding region runs from base 1674 to 2588 and encodes 304 amino acids. Gene Ontology annotation, cellular component: canonical inflammasome complex. Gene Ontology annotation, biological process: inflammatory response; regulation of apoptotic process; innate immune response. The transcript is spliced from 11 exons. The record is from RefSeq and is a predicted model, not a curated record.